Molecule: messenger RNA, 1695 nt
Organism: Puccinia graminis f. sp. tritici CRL 75-36-700-3
Lineage: Eukaryota; Fungi; Basidiomycota; Pucciniomycetes; Pucciniales; Pucciniaceae
Exons: 3
Coding region: 1-1695 (564 amino acids)
Source: RefSeq, a predicted model, not a curated record
AUGGCAUCUGCCUCUGAUAUCCAAGCGAUUAUAGCUGCCGCAUUAGAACAACAAUCGAAAAAUUUAGAAGCUCAACUUGCAACCCGGGAUGAAGCCAUUGCAAAGCUCAUGGCAAAGGCCAGCUUGAUUGAUGAUUCCCCAAAAUCCUCAAAAACCAAAUCAAACACGCCAAAACCUGGAGGAUCAUCAAAAUCGAACUCCACUCCAAUCAACAAAGGAAAGGCAAGCACCGCUCAAGGACUUGGAACAUCAAAAUCAGCCACACCGAAAAAAUCCAAUCACCCCUCCCCUCGCAAUACCCCUUCUAGUCAGCAAAGAACUCCAUCUAGUCAGCAAAAGACCCCAUCUAGUCAUCAGAAGAGCCCUUCUAAUCAACGAAAGCGCAGUGUGACUCCAAAAACCAAAUCUCCUCCAGCCAACCCGCUCCAGAUGAUUACCAAGAACAUGCCAGAAUCUUUUUCUCAAACCAGAGAUGCGCUCUACGCCCACAUCAAGAUCAUAUGGAAUCUUUUGGAGCAAAAGACCAUCCCAGGCCCGCCACCUUCAGAUUCCCUCAGAGAAUUCAACUCUUGCUUUUCGGAUGCCAACGAAAUCGAACAGACAGCCAAAAAUACCAAUGCCCCUUCCCUGAUCCCUGUCAAAGACAUCCAGAACCUCAAAUCUUUGAAACUUGGCCGAAGAAAGGUCGGAAAAGGCCUGGUCCACCUGGAAGACUUCUUUGUGGAGUAUACUCAGGCCACUCUAGCCCGCCUUGGACUGCGUAUUUGGGCCCCAGACCUCGAAGACUCGCCUGACUCGCUGUAUAACGAAGCAUGUAGACAAGCUGCCCUGAAAACUUUCCGUCAAGCUGCUUGCAGUGAUGCAUAUGCAUACAUGAACAUCAACAAAAACCACGCCAAAAACUUGCAACUCCUGAUCCCAACGUACAACCACUAUGUACACUUUCUGCAAAAGAAUCGAUACGAAAGGGAAAAAAAAGAAGUUGGGAAGUUUCGCGCUGACGAAGAACGGAAAGUGAUUGGUCGGGCCCGGGAUCGACUUCGAGAUGCCCGGCUGAAAUUUGCGCUUGGUCAGAAACUUCCGAAACGCUAUCAGAAUAUAAUUGCGGAUGUCAAUUCCCACAGUGACGAUGAAUACGACGCAAGAAAUGCGGUCUACAUAAUCAAGACUUUGAAGUUCCGAUCGGCAAAUGCUACAAAGUUUUUUCGCCGACUUGAUGCAGCUAUGUUGCAAGCUGAUGAGCUCGAUCGAAAGCGUGUACAGAGACGCAAGCGAGUGGUGCCACCAACAGUACGAGAAUCAAUCUUUCCAAGACCACCAAAGGGAUUGCCACUCGAUUUUUAUGAUCCGACCUGGUUCAACAACCUCCUGACUCAGCAAAGGAUAGAGGUUGCCGAUACCCGCCAGGUGGCUUUUUUACCGGAUGCUGCUCAAUCACUCAUGGGGAAACAAAUCCCAUCCGAAAAGCUAACCGACAAACAGUUCACUUCAAAGUUCUUCGAUACGCUUGCUGCGCCUUACGAUCUGACUCACGAGAUAGAAAACGAGGAUGACGAUGAAAACGAGACGGAAGAAGAGGACAAUGGAAGUUAUGCUGGCGAAGAGAUUGAUUUGAACGAUACAUCUGGGGGAGAUGACGAUGAUGAAGAGGAUGUUGGCGAAGAAGACCGCGACUUUGUUGAUGAAGACAUGUAA